GUCAGUAAAAUUGUGCAUCACUACUUAAAUAUCACAGGUGCGUUUUAUGUGCACAUAUAUAUACACGGUGUUUAUAUUCUCUUCAGAAACAAUGUUGUUGUACAUUAUUUAUAUUGGUUUAUCUGUUGUGUGUGCAGGUACUAUACGUCCAUACUUCAAAGUUAAACAGCUAUCUGUAGUGACAGACCCUUUAAUCACGGAAGUAUCAGGGAUUGCAGCAAGUCGGACUCAUGCAGAUAUUUUAUAUGUUCACAAUGAUAGUGGAGACGGACCUUACAUGUAUGCUAUCCACGCUUUGACUGGUGAAGUUAAAUCCAAAAUCACAAUAAACAUGGCCAUUCACAAUGACUGGGAAGAUAUUGCAUAUGGUGGUUGUCAUGGUCAGGAAUACUGCCUGUUUAUUGGUGACUUUGGGGGAAAUACCUGGAAUGGUUCAAGGGACAUAAUCUACAGAAUAAAGGAGCCAGAUGUAAUCAAACCAACAUUAACCGUAGACGUUGAUGCAACUAUACAUUUCUCAUGGACAGAACAUGAUUGUGAGACUAUAAUGGUAGAUCCCCAAGGAGAAAUUUAUCUUGUGUCUAAAAACACUGGUAUUCCAGCGAAGGCAGUACAUGUUCCUAGCACUGCCUGGGACAGUUCAGAUAUCACCAACUUAACAGAUCUUGUUAGUAUGUCUUUCCAUACAGAAUACCCUGACCCAACAGGAGGGGACAUAUCACCAAAUGGAACAGAAAUCGUUAUAAUAUCCGUAGACAAUCUUUACUACUGGAACGUCAUGAAUGGAGAUUAUCUUGCUGCACUUGCCUCAGACCCAAUUAAAUUGAAAUACAAAGACGAACCCCAAGGUGAGGCAGUUUGUUGGAAACCAGACGGCGCUGGGUUUUACACUUUAAGUGAAGGACUUAAUCAACCAAUUUACUAUUAUGAACGAUUAACUGGUGAUCCGACUGGUAGUUCUAACCGAAUUACAGUUGAUUUAGUUUGUGUAAUGACAGUACUGUUUUCAGUUGCCAUGUUGUGAUACAAACACGAAAUUUUAAACUUUUUUACUUACAGAAAUGACUUUAUACUAUUUGUAGGAGAACCUUUCCAUUCACUGUGUACAUUAUCAUUUUUCAUUAUUAUCCAACGUUUAAAUUGAAUUCGAAGUAUGUGACUUUUGAAUUAGAGACUAAACUAGACUUUACAUCAUGUCAUAUAUAUCAUAUUUACUCAAAUAUUUGUGGGUUUUUUUCUGUUAACACUUAUCUUAAGUUUGUCCGUCCUAUAUUUUAUGUUUGUAAACAUGUGGAUUUUUUUCUAAUUCAUUCUACAAUCUACAAUGUAUCAUACCAAUUUAGUACCUGAAUUGUACAAAUAAACCUAAGCUAUAAAUGCAUUUACAUAUUUCCGCACUAUAUUCGUUCCUAUAUAAAGUAAUUGUAUUCUACGGCCUUUAUAAAUAACAAAGAUCUAUUGAGUGUGUGCUGCUCGUUACAACCUUAAAUUCUAUACAUUGUAUGUUAUCUUUGAAAUUUCGUAUGCGCAUUCAGAAUAAAUGUAUCUUUGUUUGGACUAAAGAAGGAGUUCAUGGUCAGAAAGAUGAUCAUAUGAAUUGUUAGAGCAAACAAAUGAUCACAUGUGUAAUGUAGAACAAGCAUUAAACAUAUAAAACUGGCCACGAAACAAACAAAAACACGACAGUGAGUUUCGUUUAUCUUGCUUUUUAUAAAGCGUUUGUUGUUA
Messenger RNA from Mytilus trossulus (common blue mussel), 1728 nucleotides. RefSeq lists its product as uncharacterized. The transcript has 4 exons. Lineage: Eukaryota; Metazoa; Mollusca; Bivalvia; Mytilida; Mytilidae. The coding region runs from base 47 to 1024 and encodes 325 amino acids. The record is from RefSeq and is a predicted model, not a curated record.